This is a messenger RNA of Drosophila willistoni, 1215 nucleotides long. RefSeq names its product protein big brother (gene Bgb). Gene Ontology annotation, molecular function: sequence-specific DNA binding; transcription coactivator activity. Gene Ontology annotation, cellular component: nucleus; core-binding factor complex. Lineage: Eukaryota; Metazoa; Arthropoda; Insecta; Diptera; Drosophilidae. Gene Ontology annotation, biological process: regulation of transcription by RNA polymerase II. The coding region runs from base 222 to 866 and encodes 214 amino acids. The record is from RefSeq and is a predicted model, not a curated record. The transcript has a single exon.
UUAGGUAUAACAAAACCGCAAUAUUUGUAGCACAGAAAAAAAAACAAAAAAAUUAAGAGUUGAAUUAAAUUUUAAAUAUUAGUUGUAGCAAAUGAUCAAAGCAAAAAAAGAAUCGAGAACACGCAUUAGUGAAAGUUAAGCCAUUGAGCCCAGCAAUUAAACAGCCCGAAGAAACGUCGACGUCCAAUUUUGUGGAGAACCACCACCAUUACGCUGUCAAGAUGAUGAACGAAGCUGCAGCUCUGGCAAAUAUGAUUCCCUACGACACAAUUGGACUCUACGAGCAGCCCAAGCCCCGAUUCAUUUUCAAGAUGCCCCGUGUGGUGCCCGACCAGAAGUCCAAGUUCGAGAGCGAUGAGCUGUUUCGCCGUUUGUCGAGGGAGAGUGAAAUUCGUUAUACGGGAUAUCGGGAGCGAUCCAUUGAAGAGCGACAAGUGAGAUUCCUUAACGGCUGCCGCGAGGGCCACACAGAGACAAGCUUUGUGGCAUCGGGCACCAAUCUUCAGUUGGUGUUCAAUGCAAAUCAGAAUCCCUACCUGCACGACAAGGAGUGCGAUUUUGAAAAGGAACAUGGCAAGGUGCAUAUCAAAUCGUACUUUAUUAUGAACGGUGUAUGUGUGCGUUUUCGUGGCUGGCUGGAUCUGGAAAGGUUGGACGGCGUGGGAUGUCUAGAGUACGACGAGCGUCGCGCCAUGCACGAGGAUGCCAUUCUUCGCGACCAGAUCGAUCGUUAUAAUCAGCGGCUUCGCGAAUUUGAGGAUACCAAGCGAGCCUAUCGCGACAAUCGCCAGGAUGAGAUGGAGGCGGUACGACGGGGUGUCGCUUCUGGCGGAAUUGGUGUAGGAGCCAGUAUGUGGCGACGUUAGUUAGACCUUUGGACGGCAACUGUGCCGUCCCAGUCGCCGCAGCAAGAGACUCAAUUUGCAAAUAAUACUCAAUAUUUUAUGGAAAACUGAAAAUGCUCCAGUCUUUCGCCGUUGAACAGUCCACAAACCGGGAUUGGAUCUGAUUACGUGCAACUAUGCUAAGAUUAUGAUAUGCUCUCGAAUAUAUAUGUAUUUACUUGUACUUCUGUAUGCUCUUAGUCCGUAGGAAUAUUCUGUAGCUUUUACCUAAUGUAUGCUUUUAUGGUAUUAAUCCCAAAAUCUUACAGUUAAUGUCAAACAUAAUUGACAAAUAUUAUACUAUAAAUAACUAAUAAAUAUUUACGUGUAA